Molecule: messenger RNA, 1999 nt
Organism: Camelina sativa (false flax)
Lineage: Eukaryota; Viridiplantae; Streptophyta; Magnoliopsida; Brassicales; Brassicaceae
Molecular function (GO): nucleic acid binding
Source: RefSeq, a predicted model, not a curated record
AUCUAAAUCCAAAAACAAAUACAGAAAACAAGAUGAAAAAAGUAAAUAUACUUUAAGCUACGCCGGCGUGAUUAUGACGGUGAAAACUCGAUUAGAGCGGUUGUUGAGUACUCCACCUGCGGCAGACUCGAUUGAAGCAGCUGUUGUGUACACCACCGAUGACGGACCCGAUCGGAGAGGCUGCUGUUUACUCCACUGACGACGGACCCGAUCGGAGCGGCUGCUGCUUACUCCACCGACGACGGACUUCAAUAUGCAGAAGCAAUCAAAUUGAUCGUGGCAGCAGUCCUAGUAAGUGUUGGUAAAGGCUCUUCUAACAAAGCUAAUAGUGACGAUCAUGAUUCUGAAUAUGGAGAUUUUAGAGAGAAAGGUGACACUGUUCCUGUGGCUGAGGAAACAGAUAUUGAAAGUGGCGAUCCUACUGUAAGGAUUAUAUCAUCUUCUGAAAGUACCAUUGUAAUCGACCUCAACAUGAGACCAACGGAAGAGGAUUCUGAAAUAAUAGAGUUAGAUGUCGAGCAGCUAUACGAAGAAACUGAAGAUCACAUGGUUGGAGACCAAGGACCAAACGAAAAUGAAGAGAAUCAAGAUCACUUAGUUGGAGACCAAGGUCCUAACGCAAAUGGUAACAUCACAGCUAGAAAUAAAAGGGAUUACAGUAAUGCUCAUAGGUGGGCAGUGUAUAACGCUUUACUUGAAAGGAGUGUGAAUGGAAAGCUGGGUAAAAGUACCAAAAGAGAGGUAUCGAAUUUACUGAGGAUGCAUAUUCGAACGGUUCAAAGAAUAUGGAGACAAGCUAAAGCCACUCCCGCUGGUGUAUUGGUUGAUGUGUCCCAAAGAAGGAAAAAUAGAUGUGGGCGCAAGAAAAUUCUUAUUGACAUACAAUGAAUCAUUGAUACACCUCUACAUCGACGGACGACUUUGAGGACGUUCGCUGAAGCCCUUGGGAUAAGUCACUCAACACUAUAUAAACGUGUGAAAGAAGGCCUUCUACGACGCCAUUCCAAUGCUCUGAAACCACAUAUGAAUGAAGAAAACAAGGUAGCUAGAUUACGGUUUUGCCUAUCAAUGUUGGAUCCUAACAGUUUGAAUCAUGAACCAAAAUUUAUUGAUAUGUACAACAUUGUGCAUAUUGAUGAAAAGUGGUUCUAUAUGACCAAAAGAAAAGAGAACUACUAUCUACUUCCUGAAGAAGAAGACCCCAUACGGACAUGUCAAAGUAAGAACUUCAUUGGAAAAGUUAUGAUGUUGGUUGCAAUGGCUCGUCCGAGAUUCAAUGAUGAAGGAAUCGAAACAUUUUCUGGAAAGAUUGGGGUUUUUCCUUUUGUCACUUUUCAGGCUACACAAAGACGGAGUAGAAACAGAGAAGCUGGGACUAUGGAAAUAAAACCCAUUACAUCAGUUAAAAGAGACGACAUAAGAAGAUGUUUGCUUGAAGAAGUUCUUCCCCAGAUUCGUGAGAAAUGGCCUAGUGAGGAUGUCGGAAAAGUUAUCUUUAUUCAACAAGAUAACGCAAGAACGCAUGUGGCUCCGAGCGAUGUAGAAUUUCAAGCUGUGGCUUCACAAAAUGGUUUUGACAUUCGAUUGAUGUGUCAACCGCCAAAUUCUCCAGAUCUAAAUGUUCUUGAUCUUGGAUUUUUUAGUGCUAUCCAAGCAUUACAACAUAAGGUAUGUCCGAAGAACAUUGAAGAGCUUAUUCACGCGGUGACUACGUCUUUCGAAGCAUAUCCACCGAGAAAGAUAAACCACAUUUUCUUAACUCUGCAACUGUGCAUGCAAGAAACAAUGAGAAUUGGAGGAUCUAAUAACUAUAAAAUCCCACAUAUGAAGAAAGAAGCGUUGGAACGAGAGGGUCUUCUUCCUUCACAAAUAAUAUGUAAUUCUACUAUAGUAGAAAAUGUAAUAAACCAGCUAGGAGUGUGAGAUUUGCUUAGUCUUUCUCAUUCUUUUUUAUCAUAAGCAUUAUUCAGAUUUCCUUAAUAAAAGAGUCUUUCCCAUU